This is a messenger RNA of Fomitiporia mediterranea MF3/22, 930 nucleotides long. RefSeq lists its product as uncharacterized. The record is from RefSeq and is a predicted model, not a curated record. Gene Ontology annotation, biological process: mRNA splicing, via spliceosome. Gene Ontology annotation, cellular component: spliceosomal complex. The transcript has 7 exons. NCBI's taxonomy places the organism in Eukaryota, Fungi, Basidiomycota, Agaricomycetes, Hymenochaetales, Hymenochaetaceae. Bases 1 to 930 code for a protein of 309 amino acids.
AUGUCCUCUGAAGCCGAGACUGUAGUGAUAAAGAAGCGUAACCGUCCAACAACUCGCAUCCGUGACCGCUCCACCGAACCAGAGCUCGACUCCGUCCAACAUCCGCCGGAAGAUGCACCUGCCGAGGCGGAUUCAGACGAAGGCAAGAACCUUCCUUUAGAUGACCUUAUAGAACUACGCAAGCUUCGGCGAGCGCGCCAGGGUAUCGACGUCACGAAACUCAACAAGGGCGAGCCACGGAAGCGGAAGAAGAACGCUGAUGCAGAUGACGGAUCGACUACUACGCCUGUUGGGCUCAUCAAGGGUAAGACCAGGGAAAUCGAGGAGGCCGAGGAUAGGGAACGGGAAGAGAACAAAGCCCGUCGGACUGUCCGUACGAACAACUUCACUCAACAAACUAACGCGCUAGAUGUCGACAAACACAUGAUGGCAUACAUCGAAGAGAACAUGAGGCAACGUCGUGGCGAACGAGGCGAGAAGAUAGAGGAUGAAGAGGCUCCCAAACCGUUGGACCCACAAGAAGAACUUUACCGUAUCGCAGAGAAAUUUAAAACGCAGAACAAUGCUCGAGGACAGGAAGAAGGAAGCGUAACGAACAGCUUGUCCAUGCUUACUGCUAUUCCAGAGGUGGAUCUCGGGAUGGACGCGCGACUGAAAAAUAUCGAAGAAACGGAGAAAGCGAAACGCGCAGUUGCUGAAGCGAAGAAAGAGAGACGUCAGAACAACGACGAGGAACACCUCGCCGCUACACGCUUCUACAAACCCAACAUCAAGCAAAAAUCCGACGCCGACAUCAUCCGGGACGCAAAACUCGAAGCCAUGGGUUUACGCCCAGAUGACUACGAACCACGAAGACACCAUCCUGAGAAAGUGCAGACUGCUACUGACGAGAUGAUAAUGGAACGCUUCAAGAAGAGAAUGCGGAAGUAA